UCCCUGAUGUACCCUCUUUCUUUCGUGUUUGUGAUUGCUAAUUUGCUGCUUUUCUUUUCUCAGUUCUCAGAUGCAACUGAUACACUUGCUUUAUCCCAGUCUCUUGCCGAUGGCAGUACUUUAGUUUCGAAAGAUGGAAGUUUCGAGCUUGGUUUCUUCAGUCUUGGUAGUUCCAGGAACCGUUAUUUGGGAAUUUGGUACAAAAAUAUCCCUGUCAAAACCGUUGUUUGGGUUGCGAACCGGAGUAGUCCGAUUAACGAUACCUUCGGCUUGUUAAUGAUAAACAACUCCGGCAAUCUCACACUACGUAGCAAGAACAUGGGUAAUGUUGUUUGGUCAUCAAACUCGACGAAAGCUGCCCUAAAGAGCCCAGUAUUACAGCUACUGGAUUCUGGGAAUCUGGUGUUAAGAGAAGGAAAUGGUGAAAACUCUGGAAUCUACAUAUGGCAGAGUUUUGAUUAUCCAACUGACACAUUGCUACCAGGGAUGAAGUUUGGAGUGAACUUAAAGACCGGACUUGAUCGGCGUCUUACAUCGUGGAAAAGCACGGAUGAUCCAUAUCCUGGAGAUUUUGUUUGGAAGAUGCAACCACAUGGUAACCCAGAGUACAACAUAUUGAAAGGUUCAAAAAUCUAUUUUCGAUCAGCCCCAUGGAAUGGCAUCUCAUACAGUGGUAAUCCACAGUUAAGGUCUAACAAUAUUUUUAACUUUUCCUUUGUGAAUACCGAGGAGGAGAUUUACUACAUAUACUACCUCGAAAAGAAAUCUGUAAUUUCAAGGAUUGUAAUCAACCAAACUAGCUAUAGGCGCGAGCGCUACACAUGGGAUGAAGCCUCUGCGUCUUGGAAUCUACAUGCAUAUGUACCAAAUGAUUAUUGCGACUUCUAUAACCAUUGCGGUCCCUAUGGAAAUUGCAUCGUUGAUGCGUCGCCCAUUUGUCAAUGUUUGAAAGGUUUCGUGCCUAAAUCACCAGAUCAGUGGAACUCAGGGGCUUUGUCUGAUGGCUGCAAGCGCAACAAGUCAUUAGGAUGCAGCGAGGGCACUGGAGAUGGGUUUCUUAAAUUCCGUGGAUUAAAAUUGCCAGACACUACAUAUUCUUGGGUAAAUAAAAGCAUGAAUCUCGAGGAAUGCAGGGCUAAAUGCUUACAGAACUGUUCUUGCACGGCGUAUACAAGCUUUGAUAUUCGAGAAGGAGACAGUGGUUGCGCCAUUUGGUUUAACGAUUUGAUUGACAUUAGAGAAAUUUCCAGUGGUGGACAGGAUCUAUACGUAAGGAUGUCUGCUUCUGAAUUAGCUGACAUUCUGGAUGUGAAACAUGAAGUUGACAAGAAGAUACUGGUGAUAAUCAUCCUUGCUAUUGCUGUGAUUUCUGGGAUUGUAGUUGUCAUCUACUGCUCCCGCAAGAGCAUGUCAAAGUUUAUAGGUAAAAGUAAAUUAUGUAUUUUGUUUUCUUACACAAAUGAUAUUGGAAUUUAUAAAAUUAUAAAAAAUCAAACAGAAAAGAAAGAAGAAAUUGACAACUCUGAAAGCUCAGAGGAAGAUAUGGAGCUCCCAUUAUUUGAUCUUGUCAUCAUAUCACAUGCAACCAAUAAAUUUUCCGACAGCAAUAAACUAGGAGAAGGAGGUUUCGGACCUGUUUACAAGGGUACACUAAUAGAUGGAAAAGAAAUUGCUGUGAAGAGGCUGUCAAAGAAUUCCGGACAGGGGCUAAAGGAGUUCAAAAAUGAAGUUAAAUUGAUUGUGAAACUUCAGCACCGAAAUCUUGUAAAGCUUCUUGGCUGCUGCAUUGAAGGAGAUGAGAGAAUGUUGAUUUAUGAAUACACGCCAAAUAAAAGCCUAAACUCCUUCAUUUUUGAUCAAACAAGAGGUAAGGCAUUAGAUUGGUCCAAACGUUUCAAAAUUUUGUGUGGAAUAGCUAGGGGGCUUCUGUAUCUUCAUCAAGAUUCAAGACUCAGGAUUAUACAUAGAGAUCUCAAAGCAAGUAAUGUAUUACUUGACAAGGACAUGAAUCCAAAAAUUUCAGAUUUUGGCAUGGCCAAAACUUUUGGGGCAGACCAAACCGAAGGGAACACAAACAGAGUAGUUGGAACUUUUGGUUAUAUGGCACCAGAAUAUGCAACUGAUGGAUUAUUCUCAGUGAAAUCUGAUGUAUUUAGCUUUGGAAUCCUAAUGCUUGAGAUAAUAAGUGGAAAGAAAAGUCGCGGAUUUUAUCACCCAAAUCAUAGUCUAAACCUUGUUGGAUAUGCUUGGAAAUUGUGGAAAGAAGGCAAGUUAUUGGAAUUGGUUGAUCCAGUUUUAAGAGAGGCAUGUCAUCUAUCAGAAGUGAAGCGAUGCAUCCAUAUUAGCCUCUUAUGUGUGCAACACCAUGCAGAGGACAGGCCAAGCAUGGCAUCUGUGGUUCUAAUGUUGGGUAGUGAGAUUGCAAUGGCGCAGCCCAAAGAACCAGGCUUUUUUAAGGACAAAGGUCCACUUGAAGCAGAGUCAUCCUCUACCAAUAUUGAAUCUUCUUCGACCAAUGAAAUUUCUGUGUCAUUGCCGGAUGCUCGAUCCCUGAUGUACCCUCUUUCUUUCAUGUUUGUGAUUGCUAAUUUACUGCUUUUCUUUUCUCAGUUCUCAGAUGCAACUGAUACACUUGCUUUAUCCCAGUGUCUUGCCGAUGGCAGUACUUUAGUCUCGAAAGAUGGAAGUUUCGAGCUUGGUUUCUUCAGUCCUGGUAGUUCCAGGAACCGUUAUUUGGGAAUUUGGUACAAAAAUAUCCCUGUCAAAACCUUUGUUUGGGUUGCGAACCGGAAUAGUCCGAUUAACGAUACCUUCGGCUUGUUAAUGAUAAACAACUCCGGCAAUCUCACACUACGUAGCAAGAGCAUGGGUAAUGUUGUUUGGUCAUCAAACUCGACGAAAGCUGCCCUAAAGAGCCCAGUAUUACAGCUACUGGAUUCUGGGAAUCUGGUGUUAAGAGAAGGAAAUGGUGAAAACUCUGGAAUCUACAUAUGGCAGAGUUUUGAUUAUCCAACUGACACAUUGCUACCAGGGAUGAAGUUUGGAGUGAACUUAAAGACCGGACUUGAUCGGCGUCUUACAUCGUGGAAAAGCACGGAUGAUCCAUCUCCUGGAGAUUUUGUUUGGAAGAUGCAACCACAUGGUAACCCAGAGUACAACAUAUUGAAAGGUUCAAAAAUCUAUUUUCGAUCAGCCCCAUGGAAUGGCAUCUCAUACAGUGGUAAUCCACAGUUAAGGUCUAACAAUAUUUUUAACUUUUCCUUUGUGAAUACCGAGGAGGAGAUUUACUACAUAUACUACCUCGAGAAGAAAUCUGUAAUUUCAAGGAUUGUAAUCAACCAAACUAGCAAUAGGCGCGAGCGCUACACAUGGGAUGAAGCCUCUGUGUCUUGGAAUCUAUAUGCAUAUGUGCCAAAUGAUUAUUGCGACUUCUAUAACCAUUGCGGUCCCUAUGGAAAUUGCAUUGGUGAUGCGUCGCCCAUUUGUCAAUGUUUGAAAGGUUUCGUGCCUAAAUCACCAGAUCAGUGGAACUCAGGGGCUCUGUCUGAUGGCUGCAAGCACAACAAGUCAUUAGGAUGCAGCAAGGGCACUGGAGAUGGGUUUCUUAAAUUCCGUGGAUUAAAAUUGCCAGACACUACAUAUUCUUGGGUAAAUAAAAGCAUGAAUCUCGAGGAAUGCAGAGCUAAAUGCUUACAGAACUGUUCUUGCACGGCGUAUACAAGCUUUGAUAUUCGAGAAGGAGACAGUGGUUGCGCCAUUUGGUUUUACGAUUUGAUUGACAUUAGAGAAAUUCCCGGUGGUGGACAGGAUCUAUACGUAAGGAUGUCUGCUUCUGAAUUAGCUGGCAUUCAUGAUGUGAAACAUGAAGUUGACAAGAAGAUACUGGUGAUAAUCAUCCUUGCUAUUGCUGUGAUUUCUGGGAUUGUAGUUGUCAUCUACUGCUCCCGCAAGAGCAUGUCAAAGUUUAAAGAUCAAACAGAAAAGAAAGAAGAAAUUGACGAGUCUGAAAGCUCAGAGGAAGAUAUGGAGCUCCCAUUAUUUGAUCUUGUCAUCAUAUCACAUGCAACCAAUAAAUUUUCAGACAGCAAUAAACUAGGAGAAGGAGGUUUCGGACCUGUUUACAAGGGUACACUAAUAGAUGGAAAAGAAAUUGCUGUGAAGAGGCUGUCAAAGAAUUCCGGACAGGGGGUAAAGGAGUUCAAAAAUGAAGUUAAAUUGAUUGUGAAACUUCAGCACCGAAAUCUUGUAAAGCUUCUUGGCUGCUGCAUUGAAGGAGAUGAGAGAAUGUUGAUUUAUGAAUACAUGCCAAAUAAAAGCCUAAACUCCUUCAUUUUUGAUCAAACAAGAGGCAAGGCAUUAGAUUGGUCCAAACGUUUCAAAAUUUUGUGUGGAAUAGCUAGGGGGCUUCUGUAUCUUCAUCAAGAUUCAAGGCUCAGGAUUAUACACAGAGAUCUCAAAGCAAGUAAUGUAUUACUUGACAAGGAUAUGAACCCAAAAAUUUCAGAUUUUGGCAUAGCCAAAACUUUUGGAGCAGACCAAACCGAAGGGAACACAAACAGAGUAAUUGGAACUUUUGGUUAUAUGGCACCAGAAUAUGCAACUGAUGGAUUAUUCUCAGUGAAAUCUGAUGUAUUUAGCUUUGGAAUCCUAAUGCUUGAGAUAAUAAGUGGAAAGAAAAGUCGUGGAUUUUAUCACCCAAAUCAUAGGCUAAACCUCGUCGGACAUACUUGGAAAUUGUGGAAAGAAGGCAAGUUAUUGGAAUUGGUUGAUCCAGUUUUAAGAGAGGCAUGUCAUCUAUCAGAAGUGAAGCGAUGCAUCCAUAUUAGCCUCUUAUGUGUGCAACACCAUGCAGAGGACAGGCCAAGCAUGGCAUCUGUGGUUCUAAUGUUGGGUAGUGAGAUUGCAAUGGCGCAGCCCAAAGAACCAGGCUUUUUUAAGGACAAAGGUCCACUUGAAGCAGAGUCAUCCUCUACCAAUAUUGAAUCUUCUUCGACCAAUGAAAUUUCUCUGUCAUUGCUGGAUGCUCGAUAGAGCAUCAUUUAACUGCGUGCCUCUUAAUACUAUUGCUGUAAUAGAGCAUGGUGUUCAUCAAUAUACUUUUAUACCUUGUACUUC
This is a messenger RNA of Hevea brasiliensis (rubber tree), 5115 nucleotides long. RefSeq lists its product as uncharacterized. The transcript has 14 exons. Gene Ontology annotation, molecular function: protein serine/threonine kinase activity; ATP binding. Gene Ontology annotation, biological process: protein phosphorylation; recognition of pollen. The record is from RefSeq and is a predicted model, not a curated record. NCBI's taxonomy places the organism in Eukaryota, Viridiplantae, Streptophyta, Magnoliopsida, Malpighiales, Euphorbiaceae. Bases 7 to 5031 code for a protein of 1674 amino acids.